CUAAGUGCGCACUCCUGCUUUUCAUCCACUUCCCACAAAGCAACAUCUGUGCGAGUAAUUUAUCUAAUAAUCUGAUCUUUUAUUGAUUUACGGAUUCAUUCUUUUUUUUCUAGCUUUACUGCCAUGGCAAAAUGGUCACUUUUAUUUUUAUACUUUUUCCAAGGACUAUUUCCCCUCAUCUUUGGACAGCAGCAGCGCACAGCUGGUCCCUGGCGGCACCGUAUUCAAUGGGAGAACAACGGGCAGGUUUAUAGUUUAAUGAGCACUGGAUUAGAGUACCAGGCUCCGGUUCGGUCCAGAAGCCAGUCGAGGGUUUUUGUGAGCAGCCGGAGGGAUGGCACCAGGAGCCAAAUGCCUGGAGCGCACAGAGGAGCGACGCUUAUGAGACCCGGACAGGUUGACUCCAGGCAGUUAAGGACUGAUCACGGUGUAGAGCCUGGGUCUAUUGAGCCAGGACACGCUGUUAGACAAUAUGCGUCGUUUAACAGUCGUGCGUCCGGGACCAGACAGCAGCCUGAGCGUCCUCACGGAGUAGGAGUUUCAGGUUAUCCAGGCGCGCAACGCUUUAGUUCUGAACACACCAACACUAUCAACGCCUCUGCACCGGGGAGUUUUACAGAUUUUUCAGGCAGAAGAGGAGGUGUCAGAGUGGAUGCUACUGCACAGCACACCAGAGGAGGAGAACCAGGGACCGGUGCGCAAUACCAGCAGUUACGCGCGGUGCCAGAGGCGAUGUCCGUCUCCAGGCAACCCGCGCAGACGGAUCACUCCAUCCCAGCGAAUCCCACAACUCUGGACAGGGAAUCUGAGGUUCCUGCUCCAUUCCCUGCACCUAGUGAGGAAGUUCCAAGCGAGGCAACCGGUAAUGGAGAGGACAUGGUUAACGACGACCCUCGAAAUCCGCUUAAAAACCACAGGAAUUCUGUUUUCUACAACUCGUAUCCCACAAGAGGGAGGUCAGCGGCCCGCACGCGCCGUCCACCUGGCACAGGAUAUGGAACAAGAUAUUUCCAAAAUGGACUGCCAGACCUUGUGCCCGACCCAUAUGCCAUCCAAGCAGGUGCUUAUAUCCAGCGCAUGCAGAUGUAUGCGCUCCGCUGUGCUGCUGAGGAGAACUGUCUGGCCAGGUCGGCUUAUGGACCCACCGUGAGAGACAUCGACUUCAGAGUCCUCCUGCGGUUCCCCCAGAAAGUGAAGAACCAAGGCACCACCGACUUCCUGCCUGUCAAGCCGAGAUAUCAGUGGGACUGGCACAGCUGUCACCAACACUACCACAGCAUGGACGCCUUCAGUAACUACGACCUGCUGGAUGUCGUCACUGGAAGAAAAGUGGCCGAGGGACACAAGGCCAGUUUCUGCCUGGAGGACACGGGCUGUGACAACGGAUUCAGGCGGCGCUACGCCUGUACGUCUCAUACACAGGGAUUGAGCCCAGGAUGCCAUGACAUCUACGCUGCCAACAUCGACUGUCAGUGGAUUGACAUCACUGAUGUACCUCCAGGAAACUACAUCUUGAAGGUUACUGUCAAUCCCAAUUUCCACGUCCUGGAGUCAGACUUCACCAACAACAUAGUGAGAUGUGAUAUCAUAUACACGGGAAUCUACGUUCAGACACGGAACUGUCGAGUAACGAGGGGUUGAAAUCUUCCCUUUCAAGAACUAUCUACAGCAAACAUCUCUCCCUGUACUGUAACGCAACAUCAAUUCUAUGACUAACAAAAGGUGCAAUUGCUAAAGUGUUUAAUCACAACUGUGUGCUACUUAGUCUUGUGUUGCAUUGACUGGAAGUCUGUGCAUACGUUUACACCAAUUUUGUACAUUGAACUGGUGAGAUCAUGAGAUUUACUUGAUUGUGUAUUUCUACAAAUGAUUAAUAGCAAAAAUAUUAAUAAUACAAAGUACUGUGUUUAUAUACAUUUAUUUCUUGAAUGCUGGUUUAUUGCUUGAAAUGUGUGUUUUGUUGCCACUUGUUGUCUUGUUUUUUCUGCUUUGUGUUAUUGUUAUGUGCACAUCAUUAGUUUUUACAGUUUUAUUUACUGUAGGAUUAGAUAUUCUAUAUUUUUUGUUAUUGUCACCAAAUUUCAUGAAAAGUCCAAAACCAACAAUGUGUGAGUCUAUCUCUCAAUACUUCUUUACCUGGUCUGUGGCUCUCGAGCUUAUUAGUUCCCACUGAAGACAUGAUUCUAAUAAAGAAAACAGUUCACAAAUCUGUUAAACAUUCUUUAAAACAGCUGGGCACUUUAAUUUUUUUUGCAAAUGUUACUCAAACAGGAGCAUAUAGUGCAUUUGGAUGUGCAAGUAUUUAUGUUACAGUAUGUGUAACUCAAAAUAAACUGCAGUGAUAGGAACAUUUAAACCAGUGAAAUAGUGUUAUGGACACCAUUGAAGCUCUAAGGCACACAGGAAUAAGAUGCACUAGGUUUUUCAUACACAGACAGCAUGUGUUAGUAGAAUAAAUUCAUUGCUAGUUUCACAGUUUGUACUGAUAACAAGAAAAAUACAGAGUAUCACCUGAUUUAUCCUUUAACCACUUUGUGGUCACAUUAGCAAAUUGCAAAUAUCUCAUUUAAUGUUAAAGAGUAAGGAUAUAUGUUGGAGUAUGUGUACGAAUGUGUGCUUGUGUAUAACUGAGUGAAUGAAAAAUGUGGAAAACUGUAAUGUAAAACUGUUCAUAUUGCUAAACCAUUGAAAACCUUAUUAUAUUCUGUUGGUAUGUUUGAUUUAAUGCAAUAAAGAUGGUGAGGAGAGAGGAG
Morone saxatilis (striped sea-bass) is the source of this 2753-nucleotide messenger RNA. RefSeq names its product protein-lysine 6-oxidase-like. Gene Ontology annotation, molecular function: protein-lysine 6-oxidase activity; copper ion binding. Bases 124 to 1641 code for a protein of 505 amino acids. The record is from RefSeq and is a predicted model, not a curated record. The transcript is spliced from 7 exons. Gene Ontology annotation, biological process: peptidyl-lysine oxidation. NCBI's taxonomy places the organism in Eukaryota, Metazoa, Chordata, Actinopteri, Moronidae.